AGUAACCAAAUUCAGUCUGGCGAGAAAAGUGGAAGGGUUCGGAAUUUUGUGUCGCAAACGAUCGGAGCAAAUCAAAGCAAAACGAAAUCAUCACCUUCAGACAUUCAUUCAUUCUUUUGUGCGGAAAUUACGCAUCGUGUAACCAGCCUUCGGUGUUCCUGUCUAGUUGUCUCGCUAACCCUUCCAAGCUAAAUAAGCCAAAAUGAGCGACGAAUUCGAUGGAUGUGAGUGCAUUUGGAGCCAUGAGAUGGCCAUGCGUCGGUUAUUAUCGAUUCUGCGUAAUGGCCAGUCCUACUGUACGGACAACGAGUGCAUUGAUUUGCCCAAUGCACCGAACCAGGGCGUCAGUGGAAACUUCUUCAUGCUGAUGCUGUUCAUGAUUUUUGCUGUGAUAUUGUACGUGAUGCGGCCAGCAUCGCUCCGCCGGCGGAACGACCUGAACAAAGCUCUGCCGCCAUCGAAUGGGGGCCCGAACAACGAUGGUGCACCACCGGCAGUCAACUGAUAGAAUCGUCAACCAAUUACCGGAAUUUUCCGUUAUUUUCUUUCCUAACGCAAAUUUCUAACUAGGCAGUCUCGUUAACAUUCGGACAUUCGGUCCGCAAUUUUCAUUUAUCGGAAAGCUAAAUCUUGAAACGUAACAAAAAUCGGUUUUUCCGAAUUAUUGAUUGUAUUAGGUAAAACGAGGAUCGUAGGCAUAAAAUUAAAACAAAACUAAUGGAAAUUGAUAUCUAAUUGUGGAAUAUUUGUGUUUUGGUAAGUCGAUAGGUGGCUUUCGUUCUUUGCUAUUUUUGGUCUUCGCGAGUACCCCGAGUGGGUUAUUAAUUAUGCCUUUAUUCCAAUUAUUUACAAUUGAGCAUUCUUUAGCGAUUGGUGCACUUACGGAUUUUUUUAUUUUUUUUUU
Ochlerotatus camptorhynchus is the source of this 904-nucleotide messenger RNA. RefSeq names its product small integral membrane protein 14. The record is from RefSeq and is a predicted model, not a curated record. The coding region runs from base 203 to 505 and encodes 100 amino acids. The transcript has 5 exons. NCBI's taxonomy places the organism in Eukaryota, Metazoa, Arthropoda, Insecta, Diptera, Culicidae. Gene Ontology annotation, cellular component: endoplasmic reticulum.